AUGGCCAAUUAGAUAGAGAUUAGACGGGGGGUUAGAGAGGUACUAGUGGGGAAAGAAAUUUUGUAUAGGGGGAGAGAGAGAGAGAGAGUUGAUGGGAAGGGUUUGAUGUGAUUGCGCUUUCUCUUCUCUUUGCUUCCUGGAUCUAACCGCCGCCGCCGCCUACUGUUGUCGGCGUCUCGGAGUUCUUGGAUUGGAUGCGUUCUUCUUCCUAGGUGCGUGCGGUCAUCCGUCCGUUCUUGCAUCGGUUCGGGGUAGGGAUUGUUGGAUUGGCUGGGGAAGGGGAUUCGCGUUAUCGGGGGAUAGCUGGAUCGGAGCAAGGCGCGCGGUGUCAAUCUCGAGAGGAGGAAGGGGAUCGAGGCGGCUCGGUUCUUGUUGUUGCCGCGUCCGGUUCUCUAAAGAACCAGCGGCGAGGAUGGAUCUCUGCGGCAAGAGAGAGGACAUGGCGCUGCAAGGCGGGGAUUCCUGCCUCACGCCCCGCGCUUCGCGGGGCGGCUGCGAGAUGAAGUCGCGCUGGGCGGAGGGCCUCCUCGAAGGUGGCGGCCGGAAGCGCCGCGCGCCGGAGGAAUCCAAGGACUAUGUCCAGAAAAUGGAUGAGGUGGAUUGCGGCGGCAAGCAGAGCAAGCCGCCGUCGCCGCAGCCGCACACACCGGACAUCCGUGAAGCUCAUGCCCCUGGCCGCCGCUGCACCGCGGCGGCCGGCGGUGGGGGUAACCUCAUAGGAGAAAUCGGCCGGGACCUGUCCAUCAACUGCCUCCUCCGGCUAUCCCGGUCAGAAUAUGGCUCGGUGGCGUCGUUGAACCGGGAUUUCAGGUCUCUGGUGCGUGGAGGGGAGAUUUACAGGCUGCGGCGGCAGAAUAACAUCUCUGAGCAUUGGGUGUACUUCUCCUGCAAUGUUCUGGAGUGGGAUGCAUAUGACCCCUACCGGGAGCGCUGGAUGACGGUUCCCAAGAUGCCGCCUGAUGAGUGCUUCAUGUGCUCGGACAAGGAGUCUUUGGCUGUGGGCACCGAGCUGCUUGUAUUUGGGAUGGGGCACAUUGUCUUCAGAUACAGCAUACUGACAAACUCUUGGACACGAGGCGAGGUGAUGAAUUCGCCACGGUGUCUGUUUGGGUCAGCAAGCAUCGGAGAGAAGGCAUAUGUUGCUGGUGGCACUGAUUCUCUUGGCAGGAUCCUCAGCUCAGCAGAGCUGUACAACUCUGAAACACACACUUGGACACCCCUUCCUAGCAUGAACAGGGCACGAAAAAAUUGCUCUGGGGUGUUCAUGGAUGGCAAGUUUUAUGUGAUUGGCGGUGUGACCAACAACAACAUGAUCUUGACCUGCGGUGAAGAGUAUGAUGUGCAGAGCAAGUCUUGGAGGGUGAUUGACAACAUGUCUGGGGGCCUAAAUGGAGUGAGUGGUGCACCCCCGCUUAUUUCAGUGGUGAAGAAUGAGCUGUAUGCCGCUGAUUAUAGUGACAAAGAUGUGAAGAAGUAUGACAAGAAGAAUAAUAAGUGGAUUGCUCUUGGUAAAUUGCCUGAGCGAUCUGUGUCCAUGAAUGGCUGGGGCCUUGCAUUCAGGGCAUGUGGUGAAAGGCUGAUCGUCAUUGGUGGACCAAGAACUUCUGUUGGGGGCAUGAUUGAGCUCAACUCAUGGAUUCCCGAUGACAAGCCACCUGUGUGGAAUUUGAUUGCCAGGCGGCAAUCUGGGAAUUUUGUGUAUAAUUGCGCUGUGAUGGGCUGCUGAGUUCACUGGAUCAAGGGUGUGUUGUUUACAAAGAGAGGUAUGCACAAAGACAAGGCCUAUUUAGCGCCAGCACUCAUUUCUUCAUCAUGAGUUUCUGCCUUCGACCUGGUAGCUGAUUUAGUUGGCAUCAGCAGAGCAGCAGCAGGAUCUUGUAUCCCUUGAGUUCAUACAUCAGCUUCCGCCCCCGCUAAUCCAUUUUUUUCAUUUACAUUCCGAUCAAUCUUAUGAUCUAGAAGAUGAUACCAUGCAAAAAUAUCAUACCAAUAAUCUAGAAAUAUUAAAUUUUAGAGGGUUUCCAUCAAUUAUGGUGACAGAGCAAGUUAUUUUGAUCGUAUUUCAUUGUCUAUGUCUGCAGCAAAGUGUGACCAUCAUGUUAUUCAUGCAUGCCUAAUUUUUGAGUUACCAUAUUUGUUAAA
Molecule: messenger RNA, 2142 nt
Organism: Panicum virgatum (switchgrass)
Lineage: Eukaryota; Viridiplantae; Streptophyta; Magnoliopsida; Poales; Poaceae
Product: F-box/kelch-repeat protein SKIP11-like
Exons: 2
Coding region: 413-1726 (437 amino acids)
Cellular component (GO): nucleus
Molecular function (GO): protein binding
Source: RefSeq, a predicted model, not a curated record